This is a messenger RNA of Carica papaya (papaya), 669 nucleotides long. NCBI's taxonomy places the organism in Eukaryota, Viridiplantae, Streptophyta, Magnoliopsida, Brassicales, Caricaceae. The record is from RefSeq and is a predicted model, not a curated record.
AUGAAGGGAAGGAAGGUGAAGCUUGAUCUCAUUUCUGAUGAGUCAUCCAGAAAGAUAACAUUCCAGAAAAGGAAGAAGGGAUUAAUGAAAAAAGCCAGUGAAUUAGCGACGUUAUGUGGGAUUAACCUAUGUGUAAUGAUCUACAGUCCUUACAACACUCAACCUGAAAUUUGGCCUUCUCCUUUAGGAGUCCAAAGUGUAAUCAAUGAUUUCAGCGCAAUGUCAAAGAGAGAUCAGAACAAGAAGAUGUUGAACCAAGGGACAUACCUUAGGCAGUCUAUCAAAAAAGCCAAUGAUCAACUCAAUAAACUACGUAAGGACAAUCGUGAUAAGGAAAUUACACAAUUCAUGAGCGAAAGCUUGAAUGGUAAGCCUUUGACAAACUUAACAGCAAAAGAUUUAAAAGAUCUUGAUUGUAAGAUUAAAUAUUUCUCAAAUGAUAUCGAUAAAAUGAUUGAUAAACAUAUUACAACUGAUCAAAAAUUUGAGAAUGGACAAACAAAGACAUCAGGUAUUGACUUAAAUGAUGGAGACAACCUUCAGAAUUCCUUGAAGAAUCAUUCAUGGCUCAUGGAAUUAGGAUUUGAGAGGAUGAUUAUGCCUAUGGGGGACAAGCACAACAAGGACAUCGACAACAAUAAUAACAACAAUGAUAAUGGAGCUACCUGA